Molecule: messenger RNA, 642 nt
Organism: Acromyrmex echinatior (Panamanian leafcutter ant)
Lineage: Eukaryota; Metazoa; Arthropoda; Insecta; Hymenoptera; Formicidae
Product: rho GTPase-activating protein 20
Biological process (GO): signal transduction
Molecular function (GO): guanyl-nucleotide exchange factor activity; GTPase activator activity
Source: RefSeq, a predicted model, not a curated record
CUACGUCCGAUCGAGAAUGGAAUUCGGGGGCUACAAGGGUACCGGACCCCACAUCAGGUUGCGCCGUCGCUCGAAAUUGGGCAGACGGCUCACCAGGAGGCUGUCCCUCGUUGCGAAAAUGCCGGCUGCGAUUCUCAGCAGGGCGAACCCACCGGAGCCAAGACCGGUCGAGAUCACGGCGAUUGCACCUGACAAGACGCAGCUCACGUUAUCAGCUUCAUCGCCUGGAGCUAUUUCUUCUGUGGUCGCCCCGAUACUUUUGAAAUAUCGAGUUUGCAGACCUCGAUUGCUGCUUGCUGGUUCAAGGGCUGAAGUCGAUCCUGCGGCCGAUGUAGCUCUUCUACAUGGCGAAGUUUUACUUAUCGAGGAUUCUGCAAGGCAAUUCAAUGCAAUCGGAGACACAGAUCGCAAGUAUAGAGCUACAGAGAAGGUGUUGCACGCGGAAGAAGAGUAUCAUGAAGUAUUGUGCAGCGCCAAAGAAUUAUACGCACGUCCGCUGGCACGGAGUUACCCCGAAUUUCACGAUGUUAUCUUUCAACCUCUCGCAGAUCUGUCGCGAGUCAGCGCAGAACAUUGUCAGAGGUGAAAAAAGAUAUGGCGCAGUGGAAAGUGGAACACCUACGGCUAUGCGAAAGGAGGAAA